Messenger RNA from Ctenocephalides felis (cat flea), 2431 nucleotides. RefSeq lists its product as uncharacterized. Gene Ontology annotation, molecular function: eukaryotic initiation factor 4E binding; translation initiation factor activity; RNA binding. The record is from RefSeq and is a predicted model, not a curated record. The transcript has 13 exons. The coding region runs from base 1 to 2268 and encodes 755 amino acids. Lineage: Eukaryota; Metazoa; Arthropoda; Insecta; Siphonaptera; Pulicidae. Gene Ontology annotation, biological process: regulation of formation of translation initiation ternary complex; positive regulation of translation. Gene Ontology annotation, cellular component: RNA cap binding complex; cytoplasm.
AUGGAAGAACUGAAAGACCUAAUGAAAAAUAACAAUGUACAGGUUAAAACUGAGUCAGAAAUUAUUAUUAAAUUACUUCAGGAGUAUAAAGAUUUAGAAGUUAUAACAGAUGUAAACAUCGAUAAAGCUUUGUCAAUACUUCAAGAUCUGGAAUAUCUUGUUCAUAAAUUUGAUAAUGGACUGGAGUUCUUAAAGCAUGGAGGUAUAGAGUUAAUCGUAAUACCAAAUUUGGACAAUAUCACAGAUGAAAUCACCAUGCAAACACUGGAACUUGUAGCAGCUUGUAUGCAAAACAAUAAAAAAGUUCAACAGUUAAUUUUUGAAUAUGGAAUAGGAGAAAAAAUCUUGAAACUUGUAGAACAUGGUUCAAAUGGCAUUAAAAAUAAAGCAUUAUAUACUUUAGGUUGUCUUGUAAGAGAUUUUCCGCAUGCGCAACAAAAACUUGUAAUCGAAGUCGGCAGUUCAAUUUUAAGAAAAGUUCUGAAUGAUUUUGAUGAACAUGAUAUGAAAGUAAAGCUGCGGUUAAUCACUUUAUUACAAGAUUUAAGCGAUGAGAAUGCUUCUUCUUUCUUUUUUGAUAUACCUGCAUUUUCACUGUGUUGUUGGCGAUACGUUUUAUUUUCCAUUACAUUUGACAGACUUGCAAUUCGGGUCACUCACGAAUUGCUAAGUUUUUCAUUUAUUUUCGCUGGUCGUUCUUCAAAAAAUUAUAGUCUUCGUGUUUUAGGAUUUAAACACACGGCAAGACAUAUUGUAGAACGCCAGCGAAUUUGGGUUAUAGUUCACUCAUCAAAAAUGGCUAACAUCACAAAAAAUCGUAAAAACAUCGAGCCACCACGGCCUUUGAAAUCAGCUCAAAAAUCUACUAUGAGCACACAGGAUAAUCAAGUGACAGAUGAAUAUCUUAUAUCAUUUGCUGAAACACUAUCGAACACUAUAUUAACGAAUCCUACGGAUCAAAGUUCACUUUGUGAGUUGAUGUGGCUGAGUAAUCAACUAAAGUUGCGUGGCCCCAUAUUAGAAGUGAAUUAUGGAGAUUCUCUGGAUAAAAUAUUUUUUAUGUUUCGAAACGUAUUACAAUUCGAUAAUCUGAAUUAUAAUAUUCGCUUGCCUUUAUUGCAAUUGGUAGAAUUAAGAGCAAACCGAUGGAAAUGUACAGAUGGAGUUAAUUCUUAUUAUCGGCCUAAAGUUUCAAAAAUUCAAGAGACAUCACCUAUAGAGCCAGUAAUUCUCAGUACUUCACCAGAACCAUUUAGCAAUAUAGCUCCUGGUCAGCAAUUAUUAGAACAAGGUGAAGUAGUACGAGCUUCUGGAAAAUAUAAUAAACCCACAAAGAUACAGGGCAAGAAUUAUUUUAAAGAUGAAGUUGUAAUAAGAAAUGCAGAUUCGGGAAAAGUAAUGGGAAUCAAAGGGAGAAGAGUCCAUAUGAUUGAAGAAUUAAGUGAGACGAUAAUUUCCUUUCAAAGAGUUAAUCCAGGAGCGAAAGAAAGACUAGUCCAGAUUACAGGACCAUCAGAGGAAAAAAUUAACUAUGGCAAGCAAUUGAUAGAAGAAACGAUUCGCCGCAAUGCAUCUCCUGUCCGAUCACCUGAAUGUAUUGCACUACUUGGAGGCGGUGAUUAUGAACCUGAUCCGGAUGUAAGAAAUUCCAUUAUGGCUAAUCAGGAUGACAAUACUUAUGAAUAUUCACGAAAUCGUUCUGCUAGUGAAUGUGCACCUGAGGAAUUUAAAUACUCUGUUAUUAUCGGAAAUGAAGUUAUCAAAAUCACAGGAACAUGUCUCAAUUAUGUUACUGCUGCCAAAUUAGAGCUGGAUAAAUUCUUUUCUAAUACAUAUUUUGAAACUGCAAAUAAAAAUAAUGUAGAAAAUGGCGAAGUUUUCCUUACUGCCAAAUCUGAUAUGAUAGAUGAAAUUACUGAUGGCUUUGGAAAUGGAUUCUCUAUUUCCGAAGAAGCGCCAAGCAAACCCAUUGAAAGAAGAAAAUAUUUUCAUAGGAAGUCCUCGGAGUUUAAGGACUAUCCAGAACCAAGUGUCAAUAAUGGACUCCAUAAAUAUAGUCAUGAGACUUUAGUAAAUCUUUCCAAAACUCCUCUCUCUCGAAUUGCGCCUAAAAGUUUAGAUGUGAUGUCUCAAAACAAUAUUAAUCGCGCAACUAAGACUGGUGAAACCUUUGAUGCGGCUGCUUACUUCGCACAGGAGAAAGAUUGCCCUCAAACUACAGUGAUCAGUGCUUCAGAUGUUAAAGCAGAAUCUCCUGAUCCAGAAUAAAUAUAUUUAUGUAUUGCUGAAGGGCAGUAUUUUAUAUAUAUAAUAUUAGCCAGCAAUAUACAUUAAGUCGUUGGAUGAUUUUUAGUAGAAUUAAAAAUCAUUCUUAGCAACAUAUGAAUGAAACAUCUAUUUUUAGAUUUACAUGUUAUACAACUCGGAAAUA